This is a messenger RNA of Condylura cristata (star-nosed mole), 1785 nucleotides long. It is a transcript of the gene REC8, whose product is annotated as REC8 meiotic recombination protein. Gene Ontology annotation, cellular component: synaptonemal complex; cohesin complex. Gene Ontology annotation, molecular function: protein binding; chromatin binding. Gene Ontology annotation, biological process: replication-born double-strand break repair via sister chromatid exchange; mitotic sister chromatid cohesion; synaptonemal complex assembly. The record is from RefSeq and is a predicted model, not a curated record. The transcript has 19 exons. The coding region runs from base 1 to 1785 and encodes 594 amino acids. NCBI's taxonomy places the organism in Eukaryota, Metazoa, Chordata, Mammalia, Eulipotyphla, Talpidae.
AUGUUCUACUAUCCCAAUGUGCUUCAGCGCCACACUGGCUGCUUCGCCACCAUCUGGCUGGCAGCCACCCGAGGCAGCAGGCUGGUGAAGCGGGAGUACAUGAAUGUGAAUGUGGUGAAGACAUGCGAGGAAAUCCUCAAUUAUGUGCUGGUACGAGUGCCACCCCAGAUGCCCGGCUUGCCACGGCCCCGCUUCUCUCUCUAUCUCUCAGCCCAGCUCCAGAUCGGGGUGAUCCGGGUCUACUCUCAACAGUGCCAGUACCUCGUAGAGGACAUCCAGCACAUUCUGGAGCGCCUACACCGCGCGCAGCUGCAGAUCCGCAUCGACAUGGUGGAGACGGACCUGCCCAGCCUGCUUCCUAACCGUCUGGCCAUGAUGGAGAACCUGGAAGAUGCUCCAGACCCCUUUUUUGGCCUGAUGUCUGUGGACCCCAGAUUUCUCAGCCCCUUCAGUAUCCCUCAGAUUCGACACCUCCUAGAGGCUGCAACUCCAGAAAGAGUUCUUGAGGAGACCCUGCCGGAAGUCCCUACAGAGCCUAGGAAACCAGAGAGGAUCCAGGACACCGUGCUGUCUCCCAAGCUUAUCACCAUCCAGGAUGCAGAGCCCAUACGCAUGCUGCAGAUUGAGGGUGAGCAGGACCUCCCCGAGGUCAGCCGCCGAGACUUGGACCUGCUGAUUGCCGAGGAAGAUGAGGCAAUCUUGCUAGAGGAACACCGGCGAGGCAGGCCUCUCCCGGCACUGGACGAGUCCAAGGAGGAGCCCCGGGGCCUGGAGGGGGACAUCACAGUUCCCCCGCUCUCACCUCCAACUCUUGUACCGGUGGAAAGGCCAGCAGAACCAACUUUGAGCCAGACCCUGGACCUUGAAGCACCGAAAGUGCCAGGCUGGGAGCCUGGGGCCCCACUUCCUGAAGUGACUCCCCCGCAGAAGCUGCCUCUGCCAGCCCCACUCAGCCCAGAGAGGAGGAAGCCGCCGGUCUCUCCAUCUCCUGAGAGCCCACCACCCCGCCGCCACCGCCGCCGCCAGUUACUCUUCUGGGACAAGGAGACUCAGAUCCCCCGGGAGAAAUUCCAGGAACAGCUACAAACCAGAGCCCACUGCUGGGAGUGUCCCAUGGUGCAGCCUCCUGAGAGGACCAUCAUAAGCCCUGCAGAGCUGUUCCGAACCCCGACUCAUGCUGGCUGGCUACCACCAGAACUGCUCGCUCUCUGGACCCACUGUGCCCAGCCACCUCCAAGAGCACUCAGGCGAAAGCCACCCCAGGAGCCGGAAGAGGCUGCUGAGAGGGAGGUGGCAGCCGAGGAAGAAAGGAGAAAGACUGAAACGCUGAGUGACAUUGAGGUCCUAAGGGAGACCCAGGAGCCCAGUGGGCCCCUUAUGCUGUCUUCAGAGCUGUCCCUGGAAAUGGCUGAGGAGAAGUCCCGUACCAGCCUCAUCCCCCCCGAGGAGCGGUGGGCCUGGCCUGAGGUGGAGCAGCCGGAACCCCCUGCAUUGCCCGUGGUGCCUGAACUCCCUGAGGUGCCCAUGGAGAUGCCUUCAGAGCUGUCACCAGACCUGGAACUGCUGAGCCUGGAGGCUGUGCACAGGGCAGUGGCACUACAGCUGCAAGCCAACCGGGAGCCCGACUUCAGCAGUCUGGUGUCACCUCUCAGCCCCCGCAGGAUGGCUGCCCGGGUCUUUUACCUACUCCUCGUGCUCUCGGCACAGAAGAUCCUUUGUGUGGAACAAGAGGAGCCCUACGGACGUCUCCUGAUCCAGCCCGGGCCCCGUUUCCACGUUGGCUAG